Mya arenaria is the source of this 6058-nucleotide messenger RNA. Its product is annotated as muscle M-line assembly protein unc-89-like. The transcript has 5 exons. The record is from RefSeq and is a predicted model, not a curated record. The coding region runs from base 388 to 2208 and encodes 606 amino acids. Lineage: Eukaryota; Metazoa; Mollusca; Bivalvia; Myida; Myidae.
UGGAGGUUGGACCAAAAACUCGCUGUGAAAAUAGCAUUCAAAUGACCAAUUAUGAUAUGAAAAUCUCUAUCAAUAAAUCAUUCAUCAGGUUAUUUAGUGGAAGUUCGAACAUACCCAUGUGUUUAUCUGCUUUUGGAUUUUUUUGGUUUAUUGCACUUUUUAGAUGGCGGAAUAUAGUACAUAGAAGUUAUAGGAUGUGAUAUAAGGACAACAAAAGUGUUUUUGAAUAAUAUUUUUGUACUUGUAGUUUCGUUGUUUAACAUACAAUUCUAUCUUUGUGCAAGUUUAUCUUAUUGUCAACAGUUUGAAUAAUUAUUGUGCCAGGAUUCAUUCAUGUAAAAUAUUGACGUUUUGGAGAUAUUUUGCCUUCGAUAUAAUGUGUUCAUAAUGGAUUGCAAAAGUUUGCAAUGCGUUGAAAAUAUGAAGAAAUUAGAGCAAUGGAAGACAGAGUUAAUAGAUCAGUGGAAGUACAACAAGGAACUUGUGGUGUUCGAAGAUGAAAACGGGAAGCAAAUCACCCCAUCAACAACAACAACAACAACCACAACCACCACCAGCACCACCCGAAAACCUAAUGUCACCUCCAUCAAGCCACCAUUCACUAGUAAUGUCACCGUUUACAUCACAACAGAAAGCCCUGUUACACCAGCUGCAGCAACUGCAGAAACAACCCAGAUUAUAAGGAUUGUAGGGAUCAGCUGUGGAGUGUUUAUCGGAAUUAUCCUGUUAGCCCUGUUGUGUAUUUGUUGUUGUAGACGAUCAGCAGCCAAGAGGAAUAAACGGAUGACGGUGAGACGGCCACUGUUCCCAGCAGAACCAGAGACGGAUCACAUAUAUGCUGAAAUAGAGCCACUGCAGAGGCCAGGUGGUAGCGGCCAAGAUGGAGCCACGGGAACAUCUGCAGACGUUAAGCUGCCAAAGAAGAAAAAGCCGCGAAGAUCAGGGGUGUCCAGCUUUCGUGCAAUAUCCACGCGCAUUUAUAAAUUCUUUUCUGCAGACACUGAUGAUGAAGAGGCGGUGUCUUAUAAUCCCACUAGUCACAAUGUUAACUUCUCUCCUCCAGUACCACCAGAUAGAAAUACUAUAAAUGGAAAGACUAAAAGUCGUACUGGUGUCUCACGUGGAGAAUCUACUGCCUCUAGGAGGCCUUUACUCCAUGACGAUUCAAUAGAUUCUAAUGACAGAAGGUCACACAUUUAUAACCCUUUACAAAGAGAGAAGACAGAGAGAGCAUCUGGGCCGUAUGACCAUCUGGCCGUGAGUAAAACAAGGUCGGGUCAUGUAGAAGAUCCAGAGAAUUCUCCAGACUCACCACAUGAUUACUUUAUGUUAGAGAAGAAAACAAGAGAAUCACAGGAGAUGGAUGAUGAAGCUGAAUAUCGUGAUUCAGACAAUCUAAUGGUUGAAAAUGAAAUUGAACAUAUGGAUACUAUAGAUGAGGAUGCCAUGGAGGACUCUGAGACUCCAAAGUUACAUGACUAUUUUGUUCUGGAGCCUCAUGAGAGGGUGGAUGAGGGAAAGACAGGAGUUGUAAAACCUGCGCAAGGUAAAAGUAGUAGUAUAAAAUCUCAAAAGUCGCCUAGUAAGUCGCCAGCAAAAGUAGAUUCUCUGAAGGACACAAAAGUUAAGCCUGAGGCUAAGCCUAGGGUCACAAAACAAGCUAGUGCACAAUCUCCUAACAGUUCUAAACAUGAUGAUUCCCCUAAAAGGGAGAACAUGGACAAAAAUGAAGGGAGAAAGAGUGUAGAUGAAUUGUAUGUUCUGUCCAAAAUGGGAGAUGCCCCUCAACCACCGGACUCUGCAAAUGAGACACAUUCAUCAGUUGAUGAUGAUGAAUACUUAACUCCUAAAGAAGUUCAUAAACCAGAUUAUGUAGAUGUAAUUCCUGAGCCACCAGACAGGACUUCUUCAUUAGAACCUCAUGGCUCUCCUAUUGUAAAUAUAGAUAAAAAAGGGAUACCUGUAAACAGUCCAAGAUCGCCUACUCAAGGCCAUGGGUCACCUUUGAAAAGCCCUAAGUCACCGACCAAGGGUGAAAUCUCACCUGUGAAAAGUAAAGCAUCAUCUAUCAAAGGUCAGGGCUCUCCAAGGAGUAAUAUGGGUUCACCUAUAAGGAAAGGAUCACCCACAAAAAGAACUCCUUCACCAGAAAAAACUGCUCUACAUUCACCAGUGACUGUCACUAAUUCAAUUGUUACUGAUGUUUAGAUUUCAUAAAUACUUAUAAUAUUUUAAGUAUCAUGUGAAGUUAAUGUCCAUUGUCAUUAUAUAUAGUUGUUGUGAAAGAUCAUGAAACCUCCAGACCAAGUAUAUUUUCCUGUGUAGUCUUUAAGCAGUGUUUAAUGUUUUAUUUAUUCCGAAACUUCUAUGACUCCUUUAAAUUCUCAGGUUGCUGUCACAUUCCAACCCCUUUUUCGCCUUCUUACUUAAGAUGAAUGAACUAAGGUCUGGCGCGGUAAACAUAAAACUUCUUAAGUCAUUUCUUAACUUUAGUCACCUUCCUUAUUUUAGUAUCUCUGAAGUCAUAUGAAACAAAAUCUUAAGAAUUUCCAAAAUACAUUAUUUUUAUUGACUGUAUUGAAAGAAACAUAUUUGAAUGUAAAAACACUUCUACAUUUCUUUUAAUUUGACUAUGAAAGUUUUAAGAAAUCGACAAAAGUUAGGAAAUGAUGCUUUUUGAAUAUGACUUCUGGUUUAAAAUAAUCAUGCUGUCACAAGGUUUGCCAAUCCUGUUCACAAUGUAUUGUGCAUAGUAGACAUUGAGUUGAAGCCAGUUUAUUUCAAAUAUCAAGUUCAUUAUAAAUGUGACUUCUUGAUAUGUCUGUGCACAUUAUCAAUUUAAGUGUGUUCAUUUGAAUUUAAUCAACAUUGUAAAGUACCAUUAUAAAUGUUUUCAAUUAAAUAGUGAGGAGAUGUAUGUGUAUCGACCAACUGUUCUGUACAUUGCCUCAAGUGCUGACUGUUACAAGAAUAUGAAGAGUAGCUGAAGAUUAUUUCAAUGCACGGUAAUAAUCAAAACUGAUGUGUGUAUCAUUUUUACUCUUACUUCAAAAUAAAACUAUUGUUUUACAACAGUUGUACAUAUACUAUUAUUUAUACAUUUUGGUGAAGUGCAUUACAGGCAGAUUCACAUAACAAUGUAUUGUUUAUUAUUCUAUUCUUACUAAAUUAACCUUAAUCGUCCAUCUAACCGGGUAUUUUUAACAGAUACAAUUUCUAAAAGAUGAUUGAUUAUUCACCAGUAAUGGUAAUGUAAGGAAAUCAGAAGUGCUACAUGGAUUGCCUAAAUAGCAUAGAAUCUAGUCACGUUUGGUUGCCUGCGCGAUGCAUGAUGUGCAAUGGCACUUUUGUCAAGGGAAUUUUAUGCAUUUUAAUGUUGUUUGAAGAGUUUUAAGUGGCAUUCAUACAAUUGUGAACUUCUCAUAUUUCUGUAUUUCUCAUUGUGAACUUGAAUAUGAUGUUAUAUUAGUAUGCAUUGAUGGUAUUACUGUAAGAGAUCCACGUGUUGCUAUUGUACUCAGUUGGUAUCGUACAUUAUAUAUUUUAUCAAGAAGACAUUUAUCCACUAUUAUAUUACAUUAUACAUGUAAAUUGUGUACUGUUUGUAAGUAUUAACAACUGUAUACUAAAUGUUUCCAUGGUUAAACAUGAAGGGGCAUGAUAAAUGGUGUGUCAGAAUCUGUAGCAGGAUUGGCUUCUAGGACAAUACUGGGCAACAAUAUUUCAACCAUUGUAUUAAAUGAAGGAAAUUGUAACAGUGUAGCUGUCUGCACUGUCAGAAAGUUUUAAGAUUGUUGGACACAUAUCAGGAGUUCUUACCUUGUCCUUAGUUAAUAGUUAUAGCUUGUGGUUUGUGUCAUGUAGUAUUCUAAGUUGAAAAGUUGAUGAAAUAUUUUUAAAAUCACAGUCAUAUGUUGACCAGAAUUUAUUUGAGGAAUUUAAUCUAUUUUUUUAUUCUGAUCAACAGUGUGUUAGGAAAUACCAGUAAUAUACUAAUAAUUAUUAGGAAUGAUUGCUGAAGUGCAAUGAUCAGUUCUGAGUGACACCAGUGUUUUCAAGUUGACAUUUCCUGUAAAAUAUACAACAGGGAAUUGUUAUAUUGUAGGAAAAUAUUGUGUCAUCCCAGUCAGUGUGUGUAUACCACAUGAUAAAUUGGGUCCUAAAUGCUACAUCGGAAGGCAAUAUUUUGAUUUGAUUUAAAAAACUUUAAACAAAGAUAACUUCACUAUUUCUUCACCAUUUUAAAUAAAACAUAGCGCAGUCUACGACACUUACAGAGCCCCACCUUUGAUCUUUUACCAGAAUUUGAUUGCGAGUCUCGUUUCUUAAGACACUUCAAAAAACGGCCAUCUGAUGGCACACUGUCAAAACAUUAUUUUGAAAACAGGUUUGUCGAAGUGUUUCAUGAAACUAAUAACCUCAUCAAACUUCAGAAAUAAAACCAUGAUGGGACUCUUUAAGCGACAUAGACUGCCCUUAGUUUCAUUUAAAAUGGUGUUAUAAUGAAAAGUAAUCUUUGAUUGAAGUCUUCAUUUUAAGGAAGUUUUUGCCUUUGGACGUAGCAUAUAUGACGUAAUUUAUCACGUGGUAUACACAUACUGCCGAAGAUUCUCACAGCAUGCAGCCUCAGGUAAUAUGAUUGUAUUUCAGUGAAUAGGAUAUUUUUUACUUUGAUAUAGAUUUUUAAUAAAGAUAACUUGCUUUUUGUUGAUGUUUUUUCCAUCAUUAGCAGGUGUACAUACAUUAUACAUAUGGUAGUUUACUCAGGGAAGGAGCUUAAUGCAUUCUUAGUGAAGUAUAAUAUUCCAGAGAACCACUAACCAGUGUUUAUGUCAUGAUUGUCGCAACCUUCAUUUACAGUGCAAAUGUGUAACAGGUGACAAGUGGUUGGGUGUUUAAUUAUGGAAUGUGUUAUAAUGUCUGAGGGUGAGAGUGGUCUAGUGGUACAGGGAUCAGCCUAAAGGUUAAAGGUUCGAUCCCCACCAGUGGUACCUUCUCAUGGCCUGUCAAAAUGGACACCAGUACGGGCUACAGUGUGAGCCUAUUAGCAGGCAGCUUUCGUCACUAUUCAGCUAAAACAAAUUAGUUUAAAUUAAACUUAUAUGACGGUGAUAAAACUGAUAAUCAUUUUAAUGUUAUAAAAUAUUGAAAUGAUGUAAAAAAAAUGCAAAAAACUUAUUGCCACAUGCGAAGAUAGUAACACCCUUGAAGUUAAUUUUACAAUUUUCUUUUAGUACAACAUUUAUAAGCAUUCAUGAUUGCUAUUGGACUCCUUUGCUGUGUGUAUUUCAAUGCGGCUUGUGAUGGUUUUGUUAAGCCAGUAUUUAUUUCAGAUAGUAAUACAAAAUCAUGAGCAUUGAAACAGAUAAAUAAUGCAAGCAAGCUUGCAAUUCGCCAUAUGAAUUCUGUACAUCUGAUAUUGUUCUGAUAUAUGCGCCUUUUCCCUGUGCUAUUCCAUGACUACCAAGCUUGCUCACUGUUUAUGUAGAUUAGAGAAACAUUGUUGCUUUUGUGUAAUGGAUAAUACUUCUUGUUGUAGUUUUCAUUUCAAACAAUGCUUAAACCUAAGUGUAGAAUGGGACUUCUGACAUAUCUCACACAAGAGUGCCGUCUGUGUAUUAUACUUAUAAGUGCCUGUAAUUGUACACUGUAUGUGUGAAGAAUUUACGUAUACAGGGUUAUCAUGGAAAAAUGAAUACAAGUGUUCUUUGAUGAUGAUUGCAUAAUGUUCGAACUGAAAAUUCAAGCAAUAUCAUCCAUGUAGCUUAAAAGCUGUUCGUCGAUCUAUCACUUCCUUUGAUGAGACAUUUUAUUCUUUAUGUUAUUCAUUGCAUGAUGCUGCAAGUUAUGAUAAGUUUGUCAAUAAAUUGCCACCCAUGCAAAGACCAUGGUUUACAAGUCUUUUUUCAAAUAUAAAUCUUUAACCUUUUUAGGAUUUUUCCUCAUGUGUCGUUGCAGUUUGCCUAGCUUCAUCUAUUUUAACAUGGUUUUAUAAUGUUUCCAUGUGCAAUAAGUGUUUUAUGAUAACUAUGAAAAAAAUAAAGGAUUAUCCAGAAUA